Pieris napi is the source of this 1200-nucleotide messenger RNA. RefSeq names its product E3 ubiquitin-protein ligase RNF113A (gene mdlc). Lineage: Eukaryota; Metazoa; Arthropoda; Insecta; Lepidoptera; Pieridae. The coding region runs from base 244 to 1161 and encodes 305 amino acids. Gene Ontology annotation, cellular component: U2-type spliceosomal complex. Gene Ontology annotation, biological process: snoRNA splicing. The transcript has 7 exons. Gene Ontology annotation, molecular function: metal ion binding. The record is from RefSeq and is a predicted model, not a curated record.
UUAGGUACUAAAGUUUUUAGCAAAAAAAAUCGAUUUUUACUAGACAUUAAAAAAAACCGUUUAAAGUGAUAUAAAUUUUGUUAUGGAUUAACUUCAACGAGUAUUUGUUUAAAUGAUGUAUACUUUGUAAUUGGUUUUAGUUAACGAGGUUAUGUUUCUCAAAAAACAAUGUCAAAAUAUUGUAAGUGCGAUAAUACAAGUAUUCAUUACGCGCUAUACAUAUAGAAACGAACAUUGCUUUCAAUGUACUAUACUUUGAGUAAUGCCAACUCCUACAGAAUGUUCCCCUUAGGACUAACUUCAAACACCUCUAAAUAUGGAUUUGAAAACCCUACCGUUUUGAGAGAGAUAAAUGGCUCGGAUUCAGACGAACACACUGUAGUGUUGCCUUUGAAAAGACCCCAGAAAAUAAACCCAAAUAUUCAAAAAACUGGUGAGAAAAAACAGAAAGUUGUUAUUGAAAAAAGUGAUAGUAGCGAGGACGAUAAGCCAAAAACAACAACAUUGUCAGUAGUACAACAAAGAGAAAAUGCCACAGCAACAUAUGAACUUGAUACAGAGAGAGAUAAAGAUGCUCAAGCAAUAUUUGAAAAGGCACAAAAGAUAAAUGAGGAGUUGGAAGGACAGGCCGAUGACAAGCUUUACCGUGGUAUAAAUAAUUAUGCCCAAUACUACAAAAAGCGAGAUACAGCAGCGGGGAACGCUAGUUCGGGUUUUGUGAGGAAAGGUCCAAUACGAGCACCCGCUAACUUAAGAGCUACAGUUAGGUGGGACUAUCAACCUGAUAUAUGUAAAGAUUAUAAGGAGACGGGAUUUUGUGGUUUUGGAGAUUCCUGUAAAUUCCUCCACGACAGAUCUGAUUAUAAACACGGUUGGCAACUGGAGAGAGAGGAUCUGCAGACGAAAGAAGAUUCGGACUAUGAGAUACACAGUGAUGAGGAGCUGCCGUUUAAGUGUUUCAUAUGUAGGGAGAGCUUUAAGGACCCAGUCGUUACUAGGUGUAAACAUUAUUUUUGCGAAAAGUGCGCGUUGCAACAAUACAAGAAGUCCCAAAGGUGUUUUAUAUGUAACGCCCAAACUGGGGGAGUUUUUAAUCCAGCGAAGGAAAUAGAAGAGAAGAUGAAGAAUAUUGAUGAUGAUGAAGAUGAAGAUGAUGAUUGAUUAUACUUUAAAUAUAUUUUUUACCUGUUCACACGAAAA